UCCACAUCUCACAGCUCACAUCUUUCCUCUCUCGACUCAAGCUCUCUCCUCUUUAAUCCAGACGAAAAGAAUGGCUCCGGCAACUCGCGCUUCCCUGGACCAGAAGCUGGCCAUGGCCAAGCGCUGCUCCCACGAGGGAGUCGUCGCAGGAGCGAAGGCCGCCGUCGUUGCAGGUUUUGCAGCUGCUGUUCCCACUGUAAGCAUACUCUUCCUUGUAUACCGUGUGACCUCAGUCGUGUUCUCUUCUGGGCCAUCGGUUGAACCGAGCUUGCUUGCAUCAGUUGGCCAGCGUUCGGAUGCUGCCAUGGGCGAGGUACAACCUCAACCCCACAGCUCAAGCUCUCAUCGUCUCCACAGCUGCCGGAAUGGCAUACUUCAUUGUUGCAGACAAGACUGUGCUGGCAGCCGCCAGGAAGAACUCCUUCAAGGAUGCUUACCCAGGCAACAACAGUGCCUAAGAAGCGGUUUAGAUUGAUGCUCAAGUGUGCAGGAGGAUCCACAAAUACAUGUAAAUCCAUGCUUGGUGUGACAAUAAAUCUAAAUGUUACCUCGAUUGUUGUUGCGGCUGCUCA
Messenger RNA from Musa acuminata AAA Group (dessert banana), 572 nucleotides. Its product is annotated as early nodulin-93-like. The record is from RefSeq and is a predicted model, not a curated record. The coding region runs from base 71 to 475 and encodes 134 amino acids. NCBI's taxonomy places the organism in Eukaryota, Viridiplantae, Streptophyta, Magnoliopsida, Zingiberales, Musaceae. The transcript is spliced from 3 exons.